AAAGAGGAAGAAGGUUGCAAGAGCAAAAUGGCAGCCUCAAUUGAGAGUUUGUUCGUUGAAAUAGCAAGCCUUGAAGAGCCUAUUGAAGAGCUGCAAACUUUAAAAACGGCCGUUUUAUCAAUACCUGUAAGCGCCCUUAGGGAUACAGUGAGUGGACUCCGACUUGAAGUGAUUUUCUCUCUUUUGAACACAAAUGACAGAGAGAAAAUUGAGCUAUGCGUGGACAUCCUUGGUCGAAUCCUGCUCGCCCUCAGCCCUGUCCACCUGGCCCAAAACUGCAGAGUGGAACUUCAGGCUGGACUGAAACAUCCUGAUGACACAGUCAAAAUACUGGCAUUGACACAAAUUGGUAGAAUGGUAUUGAACCAUGAGGCAGUAACAGAAAUUCAGAACAACCAAGACAUACUUCGGGAAGUGAUCCACUGCAUCAAAGGAGAGAAGAUGACAGUGGCCAAAGAGGCAAUACGAGCUCUUGCCAAACUUAGCCACUCCAAAGCUGGGUUAGAUGCUCUAUUCAGGAGCGACUUGCUGAAAGACCUCAAGGAUGUGAUGGCUACAAGUGAUAUUGUCAGAUACAGAGUAUAUGAGCUGAUAGUGGACAUAUCGUCGGUCUCUCCUGUCUCCCUGGGUUACUGUGCCAACAGCAGCUUUAUUUCCCAGCUACUGGGAGAGCUGACAGGAGAUGAUGUACUGGUCAGGGCUACAGCCAUUGAGAUGGUGACCACACUUUCCAACAGUCAGCAUGGGCGCCAGUACCUGGCACAGCAAGGCAUCAUGGAUAAGAUAUCCAACAUGAUCACUGGAGCAAAAUCAGACCCCUUCUCUAGUUUCUACCUGCCAGGGCUGGUGAAGUUCUUUGGGAACCUGACCAUCAUGGACAGUCCCCAGCACGUGUGUGAGACCUACCCAGCUUUCCAGAACAAGGUGUUUGAGAUGGCCAUCGACCCAGACCCUGUUAUGACUGGAGUGGCUCUGGACACACUGGGGGUCCUGGGCUCCACUGUGGAGGGGAAACAAGUCCUGCAGAAAACAGGUGAGAAGUUCAAUGCUGUGCUGAAGAGAAUGAGCCAGCUGGCCAGCGGUGGAGCCACCGAGCUGCGAGUGCGCUGUCUGGAGGCCAUCUCACUCCUAAUCACUCUGCAGGCUGAACAGCAGACAGAGGACCUGCUGGUUCUAACAGAGUCCUGGUUCCAUCUGCUGUCUAACCAGCCUAUGGAGAUGAUCCGGAACAUCAGCACCCAGCCCUUCCCUGAGCUCCACUGUUGUGCUCUACGCAUAUUCACUGCCAUCGCUCCCCAGCCAUGGGGUCAAAGGUUAAUGAUUGGCACGCCAGGGUUCAUGGAGUUCAUUGUUGACCGUUCGACUGGUCCGACCAAGGAAGCGAAGGAUGCUAAGUUUGAGCUUGUGGGUGCGCUGGUGAGCUCUUCCACAGCAGCGGACAUCUUGGGUAGCCAGCACUACUUACGCCUGCGGUCCUACCUCCGAGAGGGAGCGUACUAUGUGACCGCUGUGGCAACGGUGACCACAGAGGGAGCGGACUGAGAGAAAUGGGGAAAAUUUCAAAUUACACGCUAUUCCCAAUAUAGUACACUACCUUAGGCCCUACUCAAAAGUAGUCAGCUGUAUGGAUAGUAGGUUUAACUUGAGACUGCUACCAGACCAGGACCAACGAGACUCAAUUCUUGUUAUUUUAUUAGAUCGCCUGAGAUGCAUUUACUGUUACUUUUUCUAAGUGGAAUAUUUGCCCUUAUUAAAGAGGAAGCAUAUUGAAAAUGUCAA
Messenger RNA from Oncorhynchus masou masou (cherry salmon), 1779 nucleotides. It is a transcript of the gene psmd5, whose product is annotated as proteasome 26S subunit, non-ATPase 5. The record is from RefSeq and is a predicted model, not a curated record. The coding region runs from base 28 to 1542 and encodes 504 amino acids. Gene Ontology annotation, biological process: proteasome assembly. Lineage: Eukaryota; Metazoa; Chordata; Actinopteri; Salmoniformes; Salmonidae. Gene Ontology annotation, cellular component: cytosol. The transcript is spliced from 10 exons.